This is a messenger RNA of Boeremia exigua, 857 nucleotides long. Its product is annotated as Sec61beta family-domain-containing protein. The transcript is spliced from 4 exons. Gene Ontology annotation, biological process: intracellular protein transport. Gene Ontology annotation, cellular component: Sec61 translocon complex. The record is from RefSeq and is a predicted model, not a curated record. Bases 188 to 523 code for a protein of 111 amino acids. NCBI's taxonomy places the organism in Eukaryota, Fungi, Ascomycota, Dothideomycetes, Pleosporales, Didymellaceae.
GCGUUUGGGCUAGCCGCGGCCGCGCUAAGCUCACCCUGACCACCCCCGGCUCGCAGCUUCCAGAAGCGUGGCCUCUCGUUAGCAAGAACCCCCGACGAGCAACUGCCACCUCGACCACCACACGAACACCACCUCCAUUGACGCCCCCUCGGUUUACUCCUCCCGGUUUCUAUUACGCCUGAACAAGAUGUCUGCACCGCGCCCCACCUCCCCCGUCAACAAUGCCGCGUCUGGCACGACAACAGCGCGCCCUGCGUCGCCCAAGCCCCCGGGUGGCCCUGCCACUGUCAUGCGCAGGAAGGCUGCUGCCGACCGCGCUGAGAAGGUUUCCAACCAGCGACCAAGCAGCACAAGGGCUGCCGGUGCCGGUGGUAGCUCCAGCACCAUGCUGAGGCUGUACACCGAUGAGUCCCCUGGUCUCAAGGUCGACCCCGUCGUCGUUAUGACCCUGUCCGUGGUCUUCAUCUUCAGCGUCGUUGCUCUCCACGUCAUGGCCAAGGUCGCUCGCCGCUUCACCGCAUAAUCGCCCACAAUCAUACCCUUUUUAUACCACCAACAAACCUCGCUCGGUGAGCGCUGAGCACCGACCACGCCACGACGCCGAGUCCUCGUGUCCUUUUUUUUCCUUCCGUCAAACGGCUCGUUGCUUGGGAAGACAGGAAAAGCAUAUGAUCCGAUUAUCUGAUACCUGAUGUGUGCAUGGAGCCAUUGGGAAGCGCUUGGAUUGGGAAUCUGCAUGCUGUAUUAUUAGGUCUACAAUGAAACCGGAUUUUGAUCGAACAGCUGCAUCUAGUCAGCAUCUGCACUAAUACGACCUGUAAGAAUCAUAACUUGUGUACACACCAAUAAACUGCCAU